GGCGAAGCGCUUCCGCACUGCGUUGAGGCACACUGGGAAACGGUGCAACCGCUUGCGGCUUCUGCAUGCGAAGCCGCAGCGAUAGCGCGCGACAGUCGCCAGCAGGCCGAACUGUUCGACAAAUGUCGCACAGUGGUGGAGGCUGAGCUGCAGAUGAUGUACGCGUGCCGCGAUUCCGCAGGAAAUCCAAAGGCGACUGAGGCACAUGCUCGAGUCGACGAGGCAGCGGCCCAACUGAAAGACGCGCUUGACGACAUGAGAAGCACCGCAUCUGAUUUCGUGCAACAGCUUGUGUUGUUCUCAUAUUCUCUAGGCGUAUUUUGGGGCUAUUAUUUGUAUACGAAAGCUACCGCACAAGAAACGCUCAAAUUACAUGAGUUUGAGGAUUUUCAGGAAGAAAACGAAAAGAUUAUCGCUGAGUUGCUGACAAGGGUCGAGCAACUUGAGCUUGCUCUAAGGAACCGUGGUAUUAAAAUUCCAGUUGUGAGGCCAUCAGUAGUCCGUAACGAAACUACUAAUUCUGCUAGUCAAACUAAAGAAGAAGAAGCACAGGAACAAGCGCAGCAACUGCCGAAACCCCGUUUCCCACGGCUAUCAUCAUUACCCGUGGACGCUGCCUCUAACGUAUUGCUCAAAGGUGAGUCUCGCAAGUCCCUGUAG
Molecule: messenger RNA, 660 nt
Organism: Cooperia oncophora
Lineage: Eukaryota; Metazoa; Nematoda; Chromadorea; Rhabditida; Trichostrongylidae
Source: the annotation of a GenBank genome assembly